This is a messenger RNA of Leguminivora glycinivorella, 1307 nucleotides long. Its product is annotated as ras-related protein Rab-35-like. NCBI's taxonomy places the organism in Eukaryota, Metazoa, Arthropoda, Insecta, Lepidoptera, Tortricidae. Gene Ontology annotation, cellular component: endosome membrane; plasma membrane. Gene Ontology annotation, molecular function: GTP binding; GTPase activity. Gene Ontology annotation, biological process: endocytic recycling. The coding region runs from base 177 to 782 and encodes 201 amino acids. The transcript has 4 exons. The record is from RefSeq and is a predicted model, not a curated record.
GACAGUGAAAUUAAAAAAGAUAAUAAUGGCGGACGUAUUGUAAAGUGACGCAAACGUAACGUCCUACGGCAUGCGUUUUAUUAAUAUUUUCAGAGUUCAAGUUGUGUUAAAUCGUUUUUUAACGUCAUUAGUGAACACAUGACCAUUUAGAGAGUUGUCGGCAGUACACCCGAACAAUGGCGCGCGAGUUUGAUCAUCUUUUUAAACUGCUGAUUAUCGGUGACAGUGGUGUGGGUAAGAGCUGUUUGCUCCUGCGGUUCGCCGACAACACGUUUUCGGGUAGCUACAUUACGACGAUAGGCGUCGAUUUCAAAAUAAGAACCCUAGAAAUUAACGGAGAGCGAGUGAAGCUGCAGAUAUGGGACACUGCAGGACAGGAGAGGUUCAGGACGAUAACCAGCACAUAUUAUCGGGGCACUCACGGCGUCAUCGUUGUGUACGAUGUCACCAACGGAGAAUCCUUCGCGAACGUCAAACGGUGGCUACAUGAGAUCGAACAGAAUUGUGAUGUAGUGAACAAAGUUUUAGUUGGAAACAAGAAUGAUUGUCCGUCUCGGAAAGUGGUGGUCACGGAGGACGCGCAGAGGUUCGCCAGCCAGAUGAACAUACCCCUGUUCGAGACUAGUGCAAAAGAGAAUAUCAACGUGGAGGAGAUGUUUCUCACUAUCACAAAAAUGGUACUAAGAUCAAAGUUGGAAAUGAAAGAGAGACAAAACGUCACAUCAAACGACACAGUCAACUUGAAGAAUAGCCGCAGCAAAAACAAGAAGAAGUGUUGCUAGUGGUGAAAUAGGGCACAGUGCCGGACACUUACGCUAUGCUCAAAUACUGUGUUGCACAACCCAGAACCACGGACCAUGCAAGUGUUACAUUAGUGUCAGAAUAUUUUCCUAUUCGGAAUACAUGUCAUACUGUCCAGUUACUGGUGCUAGGAAUACUGAAAUGCAUCUGUUUAUCCUUUUUCAGUUGUUGAAAAUGGUAAGCUGUGUUCUUGUAGACUUGAUUGGGCAGUUUGGACGUCAUGAAGGGUAAUUUAGAAAUAUGUAAUGCAUUUUAAUGCAUGUUAUAUAAUGUUGAUCUCUAUAUGAAAUUUUGUCGCAAUUGAGAAGGUUCUUAUGGGAAUAUGGCCUGCAGACAGCACAAUAGUAUCAUUAUUAGACAGUUUUAAUUGUCACACAUUUACAUGAUUUUUUUUAUUUUUAUGAAUGGGCUUACUCUUGACCACAGACUAGCCAAAGGCAAAGACGUGGCCUACGAUGGAGUGAGCUCGCUCAGAACAUAAAGUAUCAUUUAAAAUUUGUACAACU